Molecule: messenger RNA, 297 nt
Organism: Rotaria socialis
Lineage: Eukaryota; Metazoa; Rotifera; Eurotatoria; Philodinida; Philodinidae
Source: the annotation of a GenBank genome assembly
AUGGAAAAAGAACAGAAGGAGCAGGAAGGAGAGUUAUCAAAGCGUGCCAUCAUUAUCGGCACACCUCAGACAUCAUUUUUGACUAUGCCCCGAGUUAAACGAACACAAGCAUCAUUCUUGAGAACAGUCACAGGAACAGAACGUCGACUUUGUAUAUCGAAUAUAUUUACUAAAUCAACUGCUUUAGUAACCACUAUCAGACCAAUUUUAGUUACAAAUCCAGAAAAUGAGACUCAACAGGGCACUACACCAUUAUUUUUUUUUAUAGUAACAUCGCAUCCAUUAACACUCGAAUAA